Molecule: messenger RNA, 1497 nt
Organism: Cordyceps militaris CM01
Lineage: Eukaryota; Fungi; Ascomycota; Sordariomycetes; Hypocreales; Cordycipitaceae
Product: FAD-binding, type 2
Exons: 5
Coding region: 1-1497 (498 amino acids)
Molecular function (GO): FAD binding
Source: RefSeq, a predicted model, not a curated record
AUGAAAGUCUCAGCAGCUGCGUCGAUAGCGGCACUGUCGUUUACAGUCUUUGCCACCCCCGGCCCCCGAUGUUGCGCCGACCUCGCCGCCGAGCCCUUGCUCCGCAGCAAGGUCUUUCUGCCCGGCAGCGCCGUCUACGACGCGCAAAUAGCGUCCUACUACUCGGCCAACGCCGCCCAACGCGCCUGGUGCAUGGUGCUGCCCGCUUCGACGGCAGACGUGCAGGCCGUCGCGCGCACCAUUAGUCGCCGCCAGUGUCCGUUUGGAAUCCGCGCAGGCGGCCACUCGGCGUGGAAGGGCGCGAGCGGCGUCAAGAACGGCAUCACGGUAGACUUUAGCCACAUGAAUGCGACUAGGUAUAAUGAAGAGACGGGACUCGCGGCGACGCAGCCCGGCGCGCGAUGGGGAUCCGUCUACGAGACGCUCCAUCCGCAUAAUGUGACGGUGGUCGGCGCGCGCACCUCUGUGGUUGGUGUUGGCGGCUUCACCACGGGCGCUGGCUAUUCCUUUCAUAGCAACGGACACGGGUUCUCUUGCGACAAUGUUGCCAAUUGGGAAAUCGUCCUGGCCAAUGGGACUGUCGUUAAUGCCAAUGCCAAGAAGAAUGCAGAUCUUUGGAAGGCGCAAAAGGGCGGCUCCGGCAACCUAGGCUUCGUGACGCGUAUCGACCAUACUAAUGAGACAGUCACCCUGCCUGGCAACCAGCUUUGGGGCGGCUUCACGCAGUACGAGCUCGGUGAACGUGAUGCCGUCUUUAAUGCUUACCUCAACUUUGUCAACAACACGGAAGACAGCUCACCGAACCAAAAUAUUCUCGCUUUGCUCUGGGACAACAAGGAUGGCUUUACUCUCCGCUCCAUUCUCACCAACGCCAACGGCGAGGCAAACAGCACUGCUUUCAACGAGUAUCUCUCCAUCCCCAACCUUGGCAGUACCUUGACCUCUGGCCCGGAAAAGGACAUCAUUCCGCAAUUCACCGACAAACCUAACGUCUGUAGUGCGAAUUGGUUCACCGCCACGGCCAAGCACACCUUCAAGUCGCUCGCCGCCAUUGACGAGCUGCACCACGCGCUCAUCCCCAAGCUGCAGGCGGCUGCGCCCGGCGCGACGUUUAGCACUCUCAUCUCCCUGCAGCCGCUGACGCCCAGCCUUGUCCGGCACGCGGCCGCGCGCGGUGGCAACGUGCUCGGCCUGGAAGCCGUCGUGGCCGACGGGCCCAAGCUCAACUGGCUCUUUUCCAUCACUGUCGACACCGAGGCGCACCAGGCGGCCCUGCUGCCCGUCGCGCAGGCGUUUAUGCACACGGUCAACAAAAAGCAGCGCGACUUGGGCACCUACGUCCCGUGGAUCUACCUUAACUACGCCUGGCGCGACGAGCAGCCGUUUCCGCACUACGGCGCCGAGAAUACGGCGCUGCUGGCCGCGGUCUCGGCCGCGUACGACCCGGAUGGCGUCUUUCAGAAGCUGCGCAAGACCGGUUUCAAGUUGAGCGGCUAA